This is a messenger RNA of Brassica oleracea var. oleracea, 881 nucleotides long. RefSeq names its product coatomer subunit zeta-3. NCBI's taxonomy places the organism in Eukaryota, Viridiplantae, Streptophyta, Magnoliopsida, Brassicales, Brassicaceae. The record is from RefSeq and is a predicted model, not a curated record. Gene Ontology annotation, biological process: intracellular protein transport; retrograde vesicle-mediated transport, Golgi to endoplasmic reticulum; intra-Golgi vesicle-mediated transport. The coding region runs from base 120 to 665 and encodes 181 amino acids. Gene Ontology annotation, cellular component: COPI vesicle coat. The transcript has 7 exons.
GUAAAACAUCUAGGUUACAUGGUAAAAUCAGAACCACGCGUACUAUUUUCUUAUUUCCUAGUUCCAUAGGCUCAAGCAAGUCAUCUUCAAUCUCAAAGGUGUAAUUUGGUUCAACAACAAUGUCAAGGGCUAAUGAUUCUUGUCCUUUGGUAAAGAACAUUCUUCUUCUAGACUCUGAAGGGAAACGUGUGGCUGUCAAGUAUUACUCGGAUGAUUGGACAACUAAUGCUGCCAAGUUAGCUUUUGAAAAAUAUGUCUUCACGAAGACCGCUAAAACCAAUGCUCGCACAGAAGCAGAGAUCACGCUGUUGGAGAAUAACAUUGUUGUCUAUAAGUUUGCCCAGGACCUUCACUUCUUUGUUACCGGAGGUGAAGAUGAAAACGAGCUCAUCUUAUCAUCUGUUCUACAAGGCUUUUUUGAUGCUGUUGCAUUACUUUUCAGGAACAAUGUUGAAAAGAUGGAAGCCCUUGAAAACUUGGAUCUCAUCUUUUUGUGCCUUGAUGAGAUGGUUGAUCAGGGGAUGGUAUUGGAAACAGAUGCCAAUGUCAUUGCGGGAAAAGUAGCAAUGCAGAGCGCAGAAGCAAGUGGUUCACUCUCUGAACAGACAUUAACUCAAGCAUUCGCAACGGCGCGAGAGCACCUGGCAAGAAGUCUUUUAACAUGAUUUUCAUCGUGGAAGCAAAAUGAUCUUUAAUCAUGAGCUUUAAUAGCCAUAUCUGAAAUUGUUGCUGUUCACUAGAGAUGAGUGCAUGUUUACUCAAGUAUCUUUUAACUGAUUUUCUUACAAAUCGUUUACUUAUAUUGUUUUCUUCUUGCAUUUGGAUCUAUUAUUUUUGUUGUUGGUCAAUACUUCCAUAUUAUAUUUUAUUCUUCUUGAGAA